Messenger RNA from Corythoichthys intestinalis (scribbled pipefish), 2795 nucleotides. It is a transcript of the gene stx3a, whose product is annotated as syntaxin 3a. Lineage: Eukaryota; Metazoa; Chordata; Actinopteri; Syngnathiformes; Syngnathidae. Gene Ontology annotation, biological process: synaptic vesicle fusion to presynaptic active zone membrane; intracellular protein transport; exocytic insertion of neurotransmitter receptor to postsynaptic membrane. Gene Ontology annotation, molecular function: SNARE binding; SNAP receptor activity. Bases 314 to 1171 code for a protein of 285 amino acids. The transcript has 10 exons. The record is from RefSeq and is a predicted model, not a curated record. Gene Ontology annotation, cellular component: plasma membrane; SNARE complex; presynaptic active zone membrane.
UCUGUUCUUAGCGGAUAGAGGCUUAGUGAGCCCUCAGGUUUGAUUGACCGCAAUGAGAGAGGAACACCCAAACAAAAAUCUUUUUGCUGUGGCAAUUUAAAUGAAAUUUUGAAUUAUUUGAACAUUCCCUCUAAAGCUGGAGAAAUUGUGUUUAAUCCCUUUUGAUAGUUUUUAAAAAAAUAUAUUUUCUUUGACCGUUUUCCUAAGUAUUCUUUAGUUUCGGGUAACUUUUAAGAUUUGCAGGAUCCAGCAGCUAUUGGAAGCCUUUAUUUUCCUCUUUUUCCUCCAUUUUUUUAAAAAUACAUUUUUGACAAUGAAGGACCGACUGGCUCAGCUUAAGGAGACAAGUGAUGCUGGAGGAGAUGACGUUGAGGUACCUGUGGAGAAUGAUGCUUUUAUGGAAGAUUUUUUUGCCCAGAUUGAGGAUAUCCGCACCAGUAUUGAAAAGAUUGACGAGAAUGUAACAGAAAUUAAAAAACUCUACUCCACCAUUUUAUCUGCCCCCACAUCUGACCAGAAAACACAGGAUGAUCUUGAAGCAUUCACCAAUGAGAUUAAGAAGUCUGCCAACAAUGCAAGAAACAAACUUAAGAGCAUUGAACACCAGCUUGAGACAAACAAAGAUGAGAGGGCCUCUGCUGACCUCAGGAUAAAAAAAUCACAGCAUGCUAUCCUGGCGAAGAAAUUUGUCGAGGUCAUGACAAAAUACAAUGAGGCACAAGUUGACUUCAGAGACAAGAGUAAAGGACGAAUUGCCCGACAGCUUGAAAUCACUGGCAAAGCAACAACUGAUGAGGAGCUGGAAGAGAUGCUAGAGGGAGGCAAUGCCGCUGUCUUCACUGCUGGGAUUAUGGAUUCAAAUAUAAACCAGCAGGCCCUGAACGAGAUUGAGGCUCGUCAUAAAGACAUCAUUAGAUUGGAGAGCAGCAUCAAAGAGCUCCAUGAUAUGUUUGUUGAUAUUGCAAUGCUGGUUGAGAACCAGGGUGGCAUGAUUGACAGAAUUGAAAGUAACAUGGACCAAUCUGUGGGAUUUGUAGAAAGAGCAGUGGCUGACACUAAGAAAGCAGCCAAAUUCCAACAGGAAGCACGCAGGAAACAAAUGAUGAUCUUCUGUUGUUGUGUGAUAUUGGCCCUCGUCCUCGGUUCUUUUGUCUACAGUUUUAUCAAAUAAACACCAGUUAUACAAUCAUUGACUAGCUAACUCUAAAGUAAAAAGAGCUUUACAUCUAAAGUAGCAUAGAAAACGUUUCUUCAACUGUAAUUUUCCCUUUUGACAACCCUGCACACUGAAUGCAGAGAUUUGUUUCUACAUGCUGUCACUGUUUGAUUCUAAUUAAUCAAAACAUUUGCAAAGACUGAGAACAAUGUAGUUUUGAAUUGUUGAUAAUAGUUUGUUUUUUGGGGGGCAAUUUUCUAUUAAUAAAGAAUUAUCCUGUCGAAACAAGUUGUUUUUUAAUGUUUUCACUGAAGUUUCAAUGACACAAGUUUUGCUGUGAGGUCAAGCGUCUGGCCUGGAAGAGCAGUCGUCCACAAAGUUGGAUACAAAGAGUGUAUACUUAGUCGCAAAUAUCCUUGAAUCAAUGUUAAAAAAAGAUCAGAGAUGUUGCUUUUUGGUUGAUCAAAUUAACGUCCCCUUUAUGAUGGCAAGUAAAACAUGAAACAUUACCUGUACCACUGAACAAAGAAGUCUUUAACCAUCUAGAUUCCAUAGAUAUUUUAAGCCAGAUUCUAUUUUUAAUUGCUUCAGUGUCCCAAAAACGUAUGUAUACGUCUUUUAUGUUUUUUUUCACAAGAGACAUCUCUAGGUUCUGAUUCAACUUUGCUCCAAAGCACAACUCUCAAAAUCAAUUUUAAAGCAAUAAAAGUGGCCACUGGAGGGCAGUAGCGCAUUUGGUAAGAACUCAUAUCGGACCAUGAAAGGAAAUGCAUGAAGAGAAAUAGUCAGGAAACUCAAAUUGGAAGAAGUAAGAAGCGUGAGAAAAUGUGGAGAACGAUGUAAAAACACAAGGCACAUGCCCCACACAAGUUCCUCGGUGAAUUCUGUUAUGAGGUAGUGGUCACUACAAAAGAAAGAUUUUUUUAAAAAUCUAGAUGAUCUAUGAGGCGGUUAUGAAGGAAAAAUUCACCCCAUCUGCCGAUACAGCUGGGGCCAAAACAGCGUCAUCUCUCAGUUCAAUAGUUUAACCCUUUAACACCGAACGUGUCGGCAGCGACGCGUUUACGCAUAUCGUCUUUGAAGCUUCGUCACGCUGUAAUUACAUCACCCACGUGCUGCUGGUUGGUCUCGUUUGAAAGUGCGGAAGUUGAUGUCCACACCAGUUUUUAUUUGAAGUCAAUCGGCCACGAAAAACAGGAGAUAAUGUCAUUUGAGUUUUAUAGUUUUAUUGCACUCAUAAAUAUGCAUUAAAACGCUGCAUGGACCAUGUAUCCAUCUCCAUAUUUCCAUCAUUUCUUGUCCUUUUUCAAAACCGAACGCAGCACAAAAGACUACUUAUCCCAAGAAUCGUUGUGAUGUCAGGAAGGACGAACCGAAUGUGAUCAUUUUUAAUAAAUUUCCGAGCGAGGCGCCAACUAUUGAGAGGCAGGCAUGCGAAGCAAGCAGCGGCCGUUGUUGUGCCGAAAAAUAGCCGCCCCGCACGAGCGACUUUGAAACGUGCAGAAUGAAUCUAAAACUACAUUUGGCACAAGCUAAUGCAUUAUUUAAUUAACUUAAGGAAGAAGAUGAGUCGUAUUUGUCGUUGUUUUCCUCUGAUGAAUCGACGUCUCGGCGAGUAGAAGUGACAGUAGAGCGCAAA